AUGGAUCUUUAUACUGUGAACUUCAUAUUCGCACUGCUGACAACACUAUUCGAAUGUCAGGCUAAAUUGUCUCUAUUCUUUCCGGGCGCUUCAGUGUAUCAGAUAACGGCUGCUCUAUCAGUUCCGAUCGUACUACCGCCACGCAAGAUAUUUUGGGACUGGGGCUUGCAAGUCAACUAUGCACUGCCUAGCAACCCGGCCAGCUUCUAUGCAGCUGCCAUCUGGGAGGAUCAGUUUGCCCGUCGAGAUAGGCGACACCUGCACAAUGAGACCCAAAAGUAUAUGCCAGUCGAUCUGAAGGACAUACACCCCAACGAUCUGACCGCCGGCGAGCUCUAUGAGAGUAUCGAAAAUAUGCUGAUGCGCUAUGGCUUCGACGAGACCUGCUUGCUCCGCAGUGUGUGUGAACUGGCUCGACAUCCCUUCCAUGAUGAUGAGCAGAAUAUGUUGACGGCUCUGCUUACCUUCACGCUAACGCCCUCUGUGCAUGAGGCUUUUGCGCCCAGCGAAACGAUAUACCGCGAGACCUAUGAACAUGCCGAGCAGCAGGGAUUUAUGGGCGCAGAUUGCGCCCAACUCUAUGCCCAGUGUCCAGUUGAUUUCCUAAGUGCUGUCAGCAAACUGAUUCACUACAACGAACUCUUCGAUUUGAAUGUAUAA
Molecule: messenger RNA, 660 nt
Organism: Drosophila hydei
Lineage: Eukaryota; Metazoa; Arthropoda; Insecta; Diptera; Drosophilidae
Exons: 2
Coding region: 1-660 (219 amino acids)
Source: RefSeq, a predicted model, not a curated record